Messenger RNA from Anas platyrhynchos (mallard), 3719 nucleotides. The record is from RefSeq and is a predicted model, not a curated record. Lineage: Eukaryota; Metazoa; Chordata; Aves; Anseriformes; Anatidae.
CAGUCACUUCCUCCGCCGUGCCCAUCCGGCUCCGGGGUCAGCGGCCGCCGCCGCGGCGGGACGGGGCUGAGGGGAGCCGAGCUUGGGGCGGGGGGGCCCGGCCGUCGGCGCGGCUGUCGGCUCGGAGCAGGACCGCGCUGCUGGAUGUAGAAGGGAAGUAGGUGGUGCCCGCGGAAAAUGCCUCUGAGGGACAAGUGCUGCCAGACUGACCACCAUCACCAUGGGUGCUGUGAGCCAGUGCAUAUGUUGGAACCUGGUGAUCCUCCAUUGUUACAGCAGCCUCUGCAAACGUCAAAAUCCGGUAUUCAACAAAUCAUCGAAUGUUUUCGAUCAGGAACUAAACAACUUAAACAUAUCUUGUUAAAAGAUGUGGACACCAUUUUUGAGUGUAAAUUGUGCCGGAGUCUCUUCAGAGGAUUACCAAAUUUAAUUACUCAUAAAAAGUUUUAUUGUCCUCCAAGUCUCCAGAUGGAUGAUAACCUCCCAGAUAUAAAUGAUAAACAGAGUCAAGCCAUAAAUGACCUCCUGGAAGCAAUCUAUCCAAGGGUAGACAAACAAGAAUAUAUAAUUAAAUUACAACCUAUAGAAACUAAUCAGAAUGCUGUAUUUCAAUAUGUAUCAAGGACUGAUAGCCCAGAAGAGAACACAGAAAGUAGUAGUCCUCCUGAUCAAACUCCAGUACAGACACAGGAACCCAGCACUGAGCAACCCAAGACUGUUUCAGCUCCAGCUCCAGUGGGGGAGACUGUAGAAUUACCUCCUGCUGAUCCUGUUACAAACAAGGUGAUACCUACUCCUGAAGAACAGCCUCCAGCAGUAACUCCUGAGUUGGACUCUUUGGAUAAUUCUGAUUUUGGCCACCAGCUGAUUUGUUGCCUUUGUAGAAAAGAAUUUCAUUCCAGACGCAGUGUACGCCGGCACAUUAGAAAAGUACACAAAAAAAAGAUGGAAGAGCUAAAGAAGUACAUAGAAACAAAAAAGAAACCAAAUCAGUGCUCCACAAAGGGACGAAAUAAGAACGUUCUUGUAACAUUAGGUAGAAGUUGUCCUGUGUGUUAUAAAUCAUUUGCCACAAAAGCCAACGUAAGGAGGCAUUUUGAUGAAGUUCAUAGAGGAUUAAGAAGGGAUUCCAUUACUCCUGAUAUAGCUACAAAACCUGGGCAACCUUUGUUCCUGGAUACAGCUUCUGCUAAAAAAUCUUUUAAGACCCGAAAACAAAAGUCGUCUUCAAAGGCUGAAUACAAUUUAACUGCGUGCAAAUGCCUUCUGUGCAAGAGAAAAUAUAGUUCACAAAUAAUGCUGAAAAGGCACAUGCAAAUUGUUCACAAGAUAACUCUUUCUGGAAAGAACUCUAAAAGAGAGAAAGGACCCAACAAUACUGCCAAUGGAACAGAAAUAAAACUAAAAGUUGAACCAGCAGAUUCUGUAGAACCUUCACCCCCUUCCAUUGCUCUUUCUCCACAGAAUGAAUUAAAGGGAACAAAUCAUUCAAACGAGAAAAAAAGCACUCCGUCAGCACAGAAAAAUAAAGUUAAACAGGACCCAGAAAACCCUAAAUCAACCUCUAAAUCAACCACUAAGUCAACCUCUAAACCAACCUCUAAAUCAACCAAUGCAUCUGCUGCAGGUGGCCAGCAAAAAACCAGGAAGCCAAAACUUUCAGCUGGCUUUGACUUCAAGCAACUUUACUGUAAACUCUGUAAACGCCAAUUUACUUCAAAACAGAACUUGACAAAACACAUCGAAUUACACACAGAUGGGAAUAACAUUUAUGUUAAAUACUACAGGUGUCCGCUCUGCUCGUACGAAACACGUCGCAAACGCGAUGUGAUAAGGCAUAUAACUGUAGUUCAUAAAAAGUCACCGCGCUACCUUGGGAAAAUAACUGCAAGUUUAGAAAUUAGAGCAAUAAAAAAGCCAAUUGAUCUUGUUCUAAAUAAGGUGACAAAAAGAGGCCCUCAGAGGGAUGAAACAAAACAGAUUGGUUCCAAACAGGAUGUCACUUCUAAUUCGCCCAAUAAAAAGUAUGAAGGAGCUGAUGUUGGCAUUGAAGUAAAAGUAACAAAAAACUUUUCUCUUCAUCGAUGCAAUAAAUGUGGGAAAGCGUUUGCCAGAAAAGCUUUCCUAGAACAUCAUAAGAAAACCCAUAAGGCGAAUGUAUCUCAUUCACCUGAAGAAAAUAAAACCAAAGGCAGAAGUACAAGAUCUAAAGCUGUUGUCUGAUAGGUUCAAGUGAUGUUCGGAAAGUUUGGAGUUCAUUUGCAUGAAAAAGACUUUUAAUGUGGUGUUGGAACCGCUAAUAUCUUGAUAAUGGUACUGUGAGGAGGAAAUAUUUUCAUAAGCUGUUGUUUUCUUACUAAAUUACGACCAUUCUGACUGCUUGUUAGACAGUGCUUCCUCCCAAAACACUGCAGUAGUUGAAAUACACAUGUACUUCUAAAUUAGCAGUUAACUAUGCUUAUGUCUAUGCAGUUGAGGUUUGAUACAUGAACUUCAAAAAAAAAUAAUACAGAGGCAACUCAAACAACAGCUUUGGAAGAAGACCUCAUUUAGGAAACCAUCUUCAGAGAGCUCAUCGUACAUACUGUUCCUCCCUAAUAGCGCUAACUGAUGAACAGCUCUUAACUUUUUUGUGAAAUCUACUUUGGCAAUUGUUGUGUUAUAUACUGUUUAAAUUUAUUACAAAUGAAUGUAUAAGAGCAAACAAUGUAGUGUAUAUUGGCUGAAUUGUACUAAUUUUUAGUAUUUGCCAUAACAUCAGUUUGUUCAUACUGACUAAUUUCCCAGUUGUGGGACGUUCUGAAUUUCACUGUACUACAGUUGCUUCAAAGAUCUCCGUAUUUUUUCCAUAUGUGAUUCAUAGGACAACUUGGUAAACAUCUAGGAUGUUUACAAGAAUAUCCACAUUCCUCUGUUCUUGAAUUUUUUUAAAAAAAUUUAUACACAAGCACUUUAAUGAUAGUUGCAGUUUAUAUUUUCAGUUUAUUUUUUGAAAGAUCAACACACUAAUGUUAAUAUGAAGGUAGUGAAUAUUUGCUGAUGUAUUAUAGACAGACAAUCUGUGCACAACCACUUAUAAUGUUAGUUUAUUUCUUUAAAUAUUAAUAAAAAGGGAGGAUAGUAUGGGAGAAAUUCAAAGUAAUUUUUCUCUCGAUAUGAUGAAUGACCACUAUAGAUAGCACUUGACUUUGUAUAAUUUGGAAAAUGUUUUAGAUCCUUUUUUUUUUUUUUUUAAACCUUUUAAUCAGAAUUUUAGUAAAACUGUUGCAUGCCUGCCAUUAUGGGAUUCUUGGCAAGUUUUGUGCAUCAGUGGUUUUGUUUUGUUAUUUUUCUAUUUUAUUUUAUUUUUUACUUUUUAGAAAAUAUUUUGUUAGUGAUUUGUGUCAAAUUGCUACAAUUUGGAAGGUACUGUACAUCAGAAGAAAUACCAUGUUUUUUAUAUAGGUUCACUCCCUUACUUAGGGAGGUGCCUCGUGUUCAUAUAUACUUUUUGUAUAAAAUAUAUCUAAAAAUGUUGAUCACAAGAUCAGAAGUAAAAAUACUUUUUAUGGAUAGAGAAAUAUUUGGCCCUGUUAGUGCAUUGCACUAAAAAUACUGUGAAUGGGAACUGGACUGUAGCUGUUGCUGGAAAUGUUUUAUAUUGAAUGUACAUGCUGUUUUCUUUUUUUUUUUUUUUAUAAAUGUACUGUAUUUGGUUUAAAAUAAAGCAGACUGGAAAU